AAAGGAUUCAUGUUUGAUAUUUGUAUCCAAUUUUAUCAACACCUAGAUUAAUCGGUGCAGUUGUAGUUUUUGGCCGUAAUAAUGAAUCUUUACGGAACUUUUCUGUCAUAUUAUGUUUAUAUUUGACAAACCUCUUCGGGUUGAACCUACUCAACAAGUUAAUCAUAGAAAGGGCAAAUUAUACUGUCUAAAUCAGGGGUGUCCAAACUUUUUUUGUUGGGGGCCAGAAGGAGAAAUAUAUUUGAAGUCACGGGCCACACUCUGUAAUAAAACAAAUAAUGAAAUAUACCACUUUAAAUAAUAUGUUUUUCCUGAUUCCUGCACUCUCUCCGCUUUUAGACUCUGGCCCGUUUUUCUGCGCUAGAAAUGCGCACUCUCUCCGCUUUUAGACUCUGGCCCGUUUUUCUGCGCUAAAAAAUUGCGCACUCUCUCCGAUUUUAGACUCUUUGGCCCGUUUUUCUGCGCUAGAAAUGCGCACGCUCUCAGCGUUCAAACUUUGAAUCUCACAUUAUAAAAACCUGCUUAACAGCGGGCCGACUUUCAUUCUAUUUCUAAAACACCUCGCGGGCCGCUCCAAAAAAGGAAACGGGCCGCAGUUUGGACACCCCUGGUCUAAAUCCUUUCAAAUGUAUCUGUAUUGUUAUUAGUCUGUUCUGUGGGGUUCAGUUAUUAGUCAUUAAUCUGUUCUGUGGUGUUUAUAUCACUUUUAUGUGAAGAAGAUUCACUUUGUCUACAGUAAAGACUAUGGCAGCUCCCCUCCUGUCGCUAAUGCUGAUGGCGGUGCUGGUGCUGGUGUGUGGCGGGUCGCCGCUCUCCCACUCACCGAGAGGGGCUGAGGAGCAGGCGGGGAGGAGAGGCCCCCACCCGGGCACGGCUCUCUCCCUCCAGCCGGAGCUGCAGGCGGAGAGGACGGAGCGGCUGGCUGAGGAUCAGCGCGAAAUCAUCACCAAACAGAUCCUGCAGGCUUUAGCAGAGAUAAUUCCACGUGAGUGCAUUUCAGACUAUCAGGGCUGGGUGGACUUUGGACGCAGGAGUACGGACUAAAGCCAAGCUCUCUGUUUAAAUGUUCAAAUGCACCUGAAACUUUUACACUUUUCUGAUGUUUGUUUUGCUAAUGCCCAUGUUCACGUCUGCAAAGAGCGGAAUGUUUGUUAUUUUUUACACAAUGUAUUUUAAGCCAAUAAAAAUAUGUUUUGCAAUGUGAAAAAACA
Messenger RNA from Astyanax mexicanus (Mexican tetra), 1211 nucleotides. RefSeq lists its product as uncharacterized. Bases 745 to 1044 code for a protein of 99 amino acids. The record is from RefSeq and is a predicted model, not a curated record. NCBI's taxonomy places the organism in Eukaryota, Metazoa, Chordata, Actinopteri, Characiformes, Acestrorhamphidae. The transcript has 2 exons.